AUGCCUCGCUACACCGUCCAAUUGAAUAACUACCUUCAGAAGCAAGGGCAGCUUGCUGCAUUGCACUGGGGCGAAGAAUUCGUCAACAAGGAGUGGAAGUUGACAGCCUACCUCAACCAGGAGACUGCCGGUGUCGGGGUGUCAGCGCAGAAGGGAGCGGCUAAGGAGCUGGCGUCAAAGGAGGCACUGCAAGCGCUGGGGCAGCCUGUCUAG
This is a messenger RNA of Epithele typhae, 213 nucleotides long. RefSeq lists its product as uncharacterized. NCBI's taxonomy places the organism in Eukaryota, Fungi, Basidiomycota, Agaricomycetes, Polyporales, Epitheliaceae. The transcript is spliced from 4 exons. The record is from RefSeq and is a predicted model, not a curated record. The coding region runs from base 1 to 213 and encodes 70 amino acids.